Messenger RNA from Patiria miniata (bat star), 1332 nucleotides. RefSeq lists its product as uncharacterized. The transcript has 3 exons. The coding region runs from base 1 to 1332 and encodes 443 amino acids. NCBI's taxonomy places the organism in Eukaryota, Metazoa, Echinodermata, Asteroidea, Valvatida, Asterinidae. Gene Ontology annotation, molecular function: GTP binding. The record is from RefSeq and is a predicted model, not a curated record.
AUGAGUACUGCCAGCGCCAGCGACAGCCCCAACAGUAAGGUCAGAUAUGCCGAACAGCUGCUCCGGAGCUCUCGAAAGGUUUCUGCAGAAGUUGGGAACCGUGAUGUUUUCUUGGUUCCUUCGAACGAGGAGUCAGUUUCUACGACACAAGCAUUCCAUAGUUACAAUGUCGGUUUACCAUCAGGGAUGCCCUCGCAUAACAAGGUAAUAAUGGUCGUUGGUGCUACAGGCGCCGGUAAGAGUACCCAAAUCAAUGCGAUGAUCAAUUACAUCCUUGGAGUGAAGUGGGAAGAUAAUUUCAGAUUCAAGCUGGUACAUGAGCCAGGGAAUGGGACACAGUCACAGGCUGACAGUCAAACACAAAAUAUAUCAUCGUACACAAUCCACAGCAAUGAUCACAUCAAUGUUCCCUACACGUUGACAAUCAUUGACACGCCAGGGUUUGGGCAUACCAAAGGUAUUAAGCGCGAUAAAGCUAUUGUUGAACAGAUCCGAGAGUUUUUCUCUCACCCUGAAAACCACGGUGUGGAUCACAUUGAUGCUGUAAGUUUCGUUGUUCAGGCGUCACAAGCACGUCUCACCCCAACACAACAAUAUAUCUUUGAUUCAAUCCUUUCCAUUUUUGGUAAGGAUAUUGAGCCAAACAUAUUGCUGCUGAUCACGUUUUCUGACGGGCAAACACCAAAGGUCCUCGAGGCAGUUAAAAAGGCAAAGCUGCCUUUCGGUAAGACGUUCAAGUUCAACAACUCGGCACUAUUGGCUAGUCGAGGAGAUGGUGGAAUCUCGUUCGAUAAAAUGUUCUGGCAAAUGGGAUAUACAAGUAUGAAAGACUUUUUCGAUGCUCUUGACCACCUACAGCCGCGAAGUCUUACUCUCACACGAGAAGUUCUAGAGGAACGAAUACGUCUGGAGAUUGCUCUUGAAGGUAUACAGCCUCAGAUUCACUUGGCUGGUGACUACAGGGGCAAUUGCAAUGUGUGUCCUGGCAAGUGUUCAUCAGGCGUCCACGUUAAAGAGCGCUUCAGAUAUCAGUGGAAAACGAUGAGAGUAAAACAGACUUAUGCUGACAUCCAGAACCGAUACUUAGACGCCCAGGGGCGAAAACAAGACCGUGAAGCUGUGAUCAAGGGUAUCGAAGCUGAUCUGGCCAAUGCAGAAGAUGCUGUGGAUGAGUUAAUCCAGGAGUCUCACCGUUGUGCCCAGCGCCUUGAACAGAUUGCCCUCAAGCCUAAUCCCUUAGGCAUAGAAGAGUACUUAGACGUGUUGAUUGAAACAGAGAAGAGUGUGGCAGCUGCGCAUGGCUGCCAAAAACUUGCGCUGCUACUUCCUUAA